Messenger RNA from Pseudoliparis swirei, 3748 nucleotides. It is a transcript of the gene yrk, whose product is annotated as Yes-related kinase. Gene Ontology annotation, biological process: protein phosphorylation; cell differentiation; innate immune response. Gene Ontology annotation, cellular component: extrinsic component of cytoplasmic side of plasma membrane. Lineage: Eukaryota; Metazoa; Chordata; Actinopteri; Perciformes; Liparidae. Bases 1088 to 2698 code for a protein of 536 amino acids. The record is from RefSeq and is a predicted model, not a curated record. The transcript is spliced from 13 exons. Gene Ontology annotation, molecular function: non-membrane spanning protein tyrosine kinase activity; ATP binding; signaling receptor binding.
GAACGAGUGUUUGGUUGCGUCUGGAGAACUGCCUCUGCUUUGAUGGAACACGGAUAGAUGUCCCACACUGCGUAUUACAUGCUUUUUACUUUGAACUUUUCAGUUUUGUUUGAUAUGAGUGUAGGAAAGUCACCUCUGACACGGAGUGAGAGACUCGACUCUAAAUUGAACAGCUGUAGGUAAACGGAAACAACCCUGAUGAACAUCUGUAGCCCACACCCCUCUCUACCUUUUUAAAAAACGAGUAUAGUCCGAACCCGGGUGGGUGGCUUCAGUGCUUCUGGAGAUUGGGUAACUUUGGAGUGUUGAUAAAAGGAAGUUUGGAGGCUUCGCCUGUGAGAAGUAAAUGAAGUCAGCGACCACUAGUUCCACUCUUACUGGAAGGAUACCGCAAACAUUUAGAAAUCAAACGGCAACACUGCAAUAAUGAACAACUGGAAUUUACCAAAGAGAUUAGUCACAAGUGGGAAACCUUGCUAUUAAAAAUGUUCACGGUUGUAGUGCAUGUGUAUUGUUAAAUUGAAAAGCUCCCAGUACCAUGACAGUGAUUUAUAGGAUCUGGAUGUGUGGCUGACUGCAUCUGGUUGGAUUAACUGGAGGUUGAAGUUCGGCACAAACUUUUUGACAGAUGAAAUGUGAAAGUAAUUUAGGAUGAAGAUCUUUUGCCUGUCAGUUUAUGUCAAAUUUGCUCCAGAGGCGGAAUAUUCCUUUGGUAAACGUGAUUUAUUUGGCAACACGUCUACAGGAAACCACCUUGAGGAAAAGGCAGGGCUGUAUGUUUCCUGAACACGUCCAUCUCUCUGACGGGUUUCUGUGGUUUUAGGUGGAGCUGUUUAUAUAUGCAUCAUGAUGGGCAGCAGGGAGGAUCACAUAAUCAACAUUGAUCUUUGUUUCACCCCUGAUUUCAUGGCGGCUUCUGUGCUGUGUGAAUUCGUCGUUGUGGAAUUCUGAGGGUUGGAUGAGGAAAGAAGCGAUGAGGCCGUCCAAGGCCGGACUUCAUCACUUCCUGUUUCUUUACGAGUUGCGAUGGUGAUUGACAGAUGAUCUGACAGAGGAAGACAUCAGAGUCGUCUCCGUGCUGGUUACCAUGGGGUGUGCCUUUUGCAAGCAGAAGACGUCCGCCAAAGCAGCAGCGGCAACAUCAGCAGCAGUGGACAUUACAGAUCUGUCUCCUAGCAACGCAGAUGGAGGGUUGUCCGCUGCCUUGACUCAGGGCCGUUACUGCCCCGACCCCACCCAGACCAUCCCAGACUUCAACAAGGGCUUCUCAUCCAGCACCAUCUUCUCCAACACCAACACACAGCAGAGGCCUGGAGUUAUAACAAGUGGUGGAGUCACCCUCUUUAUAGCUUUGUAUGAGUAUGAAGCUCGCACCGAAGAUGACCUCACUUUUCAGAAAGGAGAGAAGUUCCAGAUCAUCAACAACAUAGAGGGUGACUGGUGGGAGGCUCGCUCUUUGGACUCGGGCCACUCAGGUUACAUCCCCUCCAACUACGUCGCUCCUGUCGACUCUAUACAGGCCGAAGAGUGGUAUUUUGGAAAGAUGGGGAGGAAGGAUGCGGAGAGACAGCUGCUAGGCAACGGCAACCAGAGGGGAACUUUCCUCAUACGAGAGAGUGAAACUACCAAAGGCGCUUACUCCCUGUCGAUCCGUGACUGGGACGAUAACAAGGGAGACCACGUCAAACAUUAUAAGAUCCGCAAACUAGACAACGGUGGCUACUACAUCACCACGAGAUCACAGUUCGACACAGUGCAGCAGCUGGUCGAGCACUACACAGAGAGAGCGGCGGGACUGUGCUGCCGUUUGAUUGGCAGCUGCAAGCGGGGCAUUCCUAAACUGGCCGAUUUAUCAGUGAAGACCAAGGAUAUGUGGGAGAUUCCCAGAGAAUCCCUCCAGCUGAUUAAAAAACUGGGCAAUGGCCAGUUUGGAGAAGUCUGGAUGGGUAUGUGGAACGGUACCACCAAGGUAGCGGUGAAGACUCUGAAGCCAGGGACCAUGUCCCCCGAGGCCUUCCUGGAGGAAGCUCAGAUCAUGAAGAGACUCCGCCAUGACAAGCUGGUGCAGCUCUACGCCGUCGUGUCUGAGGAGCCCAUCUACAUUAUUACCGAGUUCAUGAGCCAAGGAAGUUUGUUGGACUUCUUAAAAGAUGGGGAGGGGCAGAGUCUUAAGCUGCCUCAACUGGUGGACAUAGCUGCACAGAUUGCAGCUGGAAUGGCAUACAUCGAGAGGAUGAACUACAUCCAUCGUGACCUGCGAGCCGCUAACAUACUUGUUGGAGAAAAUCUGGUGUGCAAGAUUGCCGACUUUGGCCUGGCCAGGCUCAUCGAGGACAACGAGUACACGGCCAGACAAGGGGCGAAGUUCCCUAUCAAGUGGACGGCUCCUGAAGCUGCAUUGUACGGACGCUUUACCAUCAAGUCAGAUGUCUGGAGCUUUGGCAUCCUACUAACUGAACUCAUCACAAAGGGGCGUGUGCCAUACCCAGGCAUGAACAACCGCGAGGUGUUGGAGCAGGUGGAGCGGGGCUACAGGAUGCCCUGUGCCCCGGGCUGCCCCGCCUCGCUCCAUGAACUGAUGGUGCAGUGCUGGAGGCGAGAGGCCGAUGAGAGGCACACCUUUGAGUACCUGCAGUCCUUCUUGGAGGAUUACUUCACGGCCACAGAGCCGCAGUACCAGCCCGGAGAAAACCUGUGACCACACACAUGUAGGACCGAUGUGGAGCGACGAACGGACAAACAGAAAGCGAACGACAGACACAGAGGCAGACAUGGAUGUAUACAUGCAGAUAUACUGAUAUGCCUUCAUUGUAUUUGUAUUCUACUGUGCGCACACACACAAACACACACACACAUGAAGAUACAUAUCAUUGCCUUGUUUUAUUAAAGACAGUUUCCUCCUUUUGGUUAUUGAUCACUGCAGUGCAGCCCAUUCAGGACGGAUCAGUCAACCAUGUUGAAUAGCAGUCGGAUCUCUGCUGAUCAGGCCUUGCAGUAAUGUUGCUUUACUCUGUAACCAUGACAACAAGGAACUGAAAGAAGAUGUAGAUUGUUGUGUUGAUGGGGGGGGGGGGGGGGGGAGUCGAGUUGGCACAUGAUUUGUUCAGCUGCCAUAAAUGUCCAGGUCCUUUGGAUUUCUGUUCCUGAGUAGAGCGGCUUCGAGGGGGGGACUGGUUAUCUGAGAACAAUAUGUCGAUAGAGAAACGAUCGAAGGUGCAACAGGUGUCAGACAACAUUAAAUGAUCAUUGUGAACUUGUGUGAUCGAUUAUGUAUGCAGACACUGUAAGAUAUGACUUACAGUAAUCUAAAAAGGUUGUUGAACUGAUCCAUGUCAAUCACAUACAAACUUGCUCCAAUGUGUGCCUAUAAGUGGUCAAAUAAAGGGCUGUUUUAGAUUUGAAGCACCUGUAAUACUGUGUUAGUAAAGCCUGAGAGGAGAGAUGGUAAGGAAUGCUCUUUGUUUGUCUGAUCAUUUCAAUGACGAUUUUGUAUGAACUGUCUCUUUUUCUGUUUUAAUUUAACUUAGAUAUAUCUGUGCAACACAAAGAUGUCUAUAUGAAUAUGUAUUCAGUGUUCAUCCAUUUAGAGGACAUGGUGAACUAUUACACAUAAAGGGGAACGAUCAAUAUCAGUGGUCUCUGGAACUAAAAUGUUUUAAUUCUGUGUUUUUUUUACAAAAGAGUGUAACCUUUAUAUGAUUUUAUGAGAUGCCAUGUUAUGUUAUUGUAAUACAAAUCUAAUAUCUUU